CAGAAUGAAAAGGAGUCAAAAACCGACAAAAUAGCCCCAAACUCCAAAGGGUUAAGUAAUGUGAAUGCUUAAAUAAAUAACAUACUAUUGCUAAAUAUAAGUCGAAAAUACUUGGUAGAUGUUUUUUUGCAGGGGGAAGUGAAGAGCGGGACUCCAGGGCAUGAAUGACAAUGAGAGAGAGAGAGAGAGAGAGAGAGAGAGGGAGAGAGAGAGAGAGAGAGAGAGGGUGUGUGUUAGUGUGUGAGCAGAAGCCUGAAGUUUAGUUUAGUAACUUUGCCUGCAGCAGUCAGGCUGAUCGGGACAGAUCAGAUCCCAGGAGGAGAACGAGUCCAGUGUGUGUUUAAAACAUGACCAAGAGGUCUGCAUCUACUCACAAAGAUGGAAAUGUCACAACAAGUGGACACAAAGUUUCCCAGAAUGGAAAAAGUGUGGAGAAGCAGCAGGACGAGGACGAUAAGAAGGUUUCUCUGGGGAAGAAGGUGACCCUGGUCCGAGGCAUCUCCAUCAUCAUCGGCACCAUCAUCGGAGCCGGGAUCUUCAUCGCCCCCAAAGGGAUCCUGAAGCACUCGGGCAGCGUGGGCAUGUCCCUGCUGGUCUGGAUCCUCUGCGGCGUGCUGUCGCUCUUCGGAGCCCUGUCCUACGCCGAGCUGGGGACCUGUAUUAAGAAGUCUGGGGGACAUUACACAUAUAUACUGGAAGCCUUCGGGCCCCAGAUGGCUUUCAUACGGCUGUGGGCUGAUCUCAUUGCUAUCAGGCCUGCAGCGAUGGCGGUCAUCUCUCUGGCCUUCGGUCAGUACAUCCUGGAGCCUCUGUUCAUGCCCUGUGAAAUCCCACCUUUGGCUGUCAAACUGGCCACGGCCAUCGGCAUCACUUCUGUGAUGUACCUGAACAGUAUGAGCGUGACAUGGACAGCCAGGAUUCAAAUCCUCCUGACCUGCAGCAAGCUGCUGGCUAUCGGCAUCAUCAUAGUGCCUGGAAUGUACCAACUCUUUAAAGGAGAGACGAGGAACUUUGAGAACGCCUUCGAGCUGAACAACGUGAAGCUGUCCGGUAUGCCGCUGGCCUUCUACUCCGGGAUGUAUGCCUACACUGGGUGGUUCUAUCUGAACUUUCUGACAGAGGAGGUGGAUAACCCUGAGAGGACGGUGCCGUUAGCGAUCUGUAUCUCCAUGGCGAUCGUGACGUGCUGCUACGUGCUGACCAACGUGGCGUACUUCACUGUGAUGUCAGCGGAGGAGCUGCUGGCCUCCGAGGCCGUCGCCGUGACAUUUGCAGAGAAGCUGCUGGGGAACUUCUCGGUGGCGGUGCCGGUGUUUGUGGCCCUGUCCUGCUACGGCUCCAUGAACGGCUGCCUCUUCGCCUUAUCAAGGAUGUUCUACGUGGCGUCUCGUGAAGGACAGCUCCCUGAGGUUUUAUCUAUGAUCCACGUCCGUAAACACACACCACUGGCUGCUGUCCUCAUACUGUACCCUAUGACCAUGCUCCAGCUGUUUGUUGGAGACAUCUACAGCCUGCUGAACUUCAUGAGCUUCCUGCGCUGGCUGUUCAUCGGUGUGGUGGUUCUGGGUUUAAUCUACCUCAGAUAUACCAAACCAGACCUCCCCCGCCCCUUUAAGGUCCCGCUCUUCAUCCCCAUCAUUUUCUGCUUCACCUGUUUCUUCAUGGUCUUCCUGUCUCUGUACUCGGACCCGGUCAACACUGGGAUCGGGUUUGCCAUUUCCCUCACUGGACUCCCUGCCUACUACAUCUUCAUUCACUUCAACCAGAGACCAAAGUGGCUUCAGAGAGCUUUAAAUUCCUUCAACAGAACCUUGCAGAUCCUCCUGGUUGUCGUCCCUGCUGAGCAGUAACAGCACCACAUAGAAACCACAGAUACACUGAGCUGAACUCUGACAGAGUAAAGCAGUUAGGAUGAAGAUUAAAGUUAUAAAUGUCUCUGCUGAAUGUGACUUCAUGUAAAGUGUUUAUUAAAAGAUAACCAUUAAUGUUUAAAGAACUGAACUUCACCUUUCACAUCUGCAAGUCGAGGUUUUUGUGAGCAUUGUGAUUAUUUAUGCAAAUGACCAUUUUUGCCAUUUUUGCACCUUUCAGCUCAUU
Molecule: messenger RNA, 2097 nt
Organism: Centropristis striata (black sea bass)
Lineage: Eukaryota; Metazoa; Chordata; Actinopteri; Perciformes; Serranidae
Gene: slc7a11
Product: solute carrier family 7 member 11
Exons: 12
Coding region: 348-1850 (500 amino acids)
Biological process (GO): amino acid transmembrane transport
Cellular component (GO): membrane
Molecular function (GO): L-amino acid transmembrane transporter activity
Source: RefSeq, a predicted model, not a curated record